Magallana angulata is the source of this 2606-nucleotide messenger RNA. RefSeq names its product beta-hexosaminidase subunit alpha-like. Gene Ontology annotation, biological process: glycosaminoglycan metabolic process; ganglioside catabolic process; carbohydrate metabolic process. Gene Ontology annotation, molecular function: beta-N-acetylhexosaminidase activity. The record is from RefSeq and is a predicted model, not a curated record. NCBI's taxonomy places the organism in Eukaryota, Metazoa, Mollusca, Bivalvia, Ostreida, Ostreidae. The coding region runs from base 89 to 1873 and encodes 594 amino acids. The transcript has 13 exons. Gene Ontology annotation, cellular component: membrane.
UUUAACACAAUAAAACAUUCUUUAGUUGCUAAGACGUCCCCUCUUAACACAAAUUCCUCAUUAGAGGACCAGUAGCUUCCGCGACAAGAUGGCCGACCACAUGGUCGUCCGUUUGACUGCAUGCUUUUUCUGGAUGUUUCCUCUCGCUCUCGAAGCUAAAUUAACUUACAUAGCUAUACGACUUCCUCUAAAGGGUGAACAAGCAGCCCCCGGAGCUCCUUGGCCGUUACCGAAAACCUGGACCAAAAGUACCACACGACUGAUGGUGGAUCCUACAAACUUCCGGUUUACGUCAUCUAUGACGUAUUGUGACAUUGUGACAACAGCAUUUGAUCGCUAUUAUAGAAUACUCCAAUUGGAAAAGGCAUCCUCGCUUUCAGGACCGGAACAGGUUAUGACGUCACUGAGUGUAGAUAUCGCCGACAAAACAUGUCCGGGAUACCCCGACCCUAACAUGGACGAAUCAUACAACCUUACGAUCGGCUCUACAUCUCGUUUGACCUCAGCCACCGUGUGGGGCGCACUGAGAGGUUUAGAAACAUUUAGCCAGUUGAUUUACAAAGAAGAAGAGGGACACCGGCUAUUUGUAAACAAAACACAGAUUAUUGACCAGCCUCGGUUUCACUACCGUGGAAUCAUGUUGGACACUGCUAGACAUUUUCUUCCGAUGCCGAUUCUCUUAAAAAACCUGGAUGCAAUGGCGUACAACAAAUUCAACGUGUUCCAUUGGCAUAUAGUGGACGACCAGUCAUUUCCGUACGAAAGUGUGGAAUUUCCGACGUUGACAGAAAAGGGAGCGUAUGGUCCGAAGCUUAUUUACACGCAGGAAAAUGUAAAGCAUGUGAUUGACGAGGCUAGGUUACGGGGAAUCAGGGUCAUUCCUGAGUUUGACACUCCUGGACACACACAGUCAUGGGGAAAAGCGUUCAGAUCUCUAUUAACGCCAUGUUGGGAGGACGGCAAGCCGGGAGUUGCUAAGCCGAACUUUCAUGGAGCGUACGAAAUGAUGGAUCCCUCAAGGGACUCGACCUUUACUUUCAUGGAGAAAUUCAUUGGGGAGGUUGUCAAGGUUUUUCCCGACCAAUAUCUCCAUUUAGGAAUGGAUGAAUCUUACCCGGCAUGCUGGAAAUCGAGUCCAAACAUUACAUCGUUCAUGAAGGAGAACAACAUCAGUACGUACGUCCAGCUGAUGGAGUUAUACGUCACCAAGGUGCUUGAUAUCGUGGAGAGGACCAACAAAAGCUACGUCAUCUGGCAGGACCCCAUAGAAGACGGGACUAAGGCUAAGCCUGACACUAUUGUUGAAGUGUGGCGGGGAAACUCCACCGUCCCCUGGCAGCACUACAUGACCCGGAUCGCCAGUGAGGGCUACAAGACCAUUCUCUCCUCCUGCUGGUACCUCAACUAUAUCAGCUACGGUCAGGACUGGAGAAAGUACUACCAGUGCGAACCCCAAAACUUUACAGGUAGCGCUGAACAACACAGCAAUGUGAUUGGAGGAGAGGCGUGUGUGUGGGCGGAAUACAUCGACGGCACCAACAUCCUGUCCACGCUCUGGCCACGUGCGUCGGCUGUAGCAGAACGAUUGUGGAGUAGCCGUGACGUCACAGACGUGGAAAGCGCGAAAUUCAGGUUGGAUCAGCAGAGAUGUCGAAUGGUGAGACGGGGAAUUCCCGCCAAGCCGAUUCUGGACGGGUACUGUGGAGAUUAUGAAUUCGGAUUUCCGGAGAGUAUGGGGAUCUACAAACAGGAGACACAAGAGGAGCAUCCCAAUACAUCGGCCAGUUCACCUGUCUGGUCGAGCUCCUCCUUAACGUUUACUCUUUUGCUGAUUUUGGCACAGAAAAUAGUCCGCAUAUUUUACCAUUUGUAGAAAUACCAUAUAUAACAUUUAACACUGUACAUCAAUAACAAAACAUUUUCAUAACAUAACCAAUGUUUCCCUCAAGCUCAGUCAGCAUUUCUACAGUAAUUAAUUUUUAAUGAUGUUCUACUAGUAUCUACCAAAGGAAAAGGGUAUUUUUUUAAUCACAAGGCAAAUGACAGUCAGCAUCGCUAAAUGGAAAUCACUUCUGCCUACAUGUACAUCAAUUUGGUCAAUAUAUGCACAAUAUUAAUUUUAUUUUCUUGGUCUAAUUUGAUGUAUAGAACUAUUGAUUUGAUUACAAUUUGUGUCGCACAAAGUUGAUUUCAGUUCAUUUUAGUUCUUAUCAAAGGGCAGAUCACUCUAUCUGCAGUAGUGGGUCGUGUUUUUAUUCUUCAGGUUGUACAUAUAUAAGGACGGCAGACCUGCAUAUAUUUGAGUUGACAAUGAUAAAUCAAAAUAAAAAAAAAUAAAGUAAAGAAAAGACGACUAAUUUGUCGAUAUUUUUUGUUUAGUCGUUUCAUGUGUUUAAUAUAAUUGUUCAUAUAACGGAACAAGUCAUGUUCAACAUGAGGAAGAAAGAACGCAUUUUUUUUUCAAUAAAAUAGUCUAUAUUUGAAAAAUAUCUAUAUUGAAAUAUAUUGUAUUGAAUAGGAAUGUUAAAUAAUUAUUUUAUCAGAGAAUUUAUGGUAUUUUACCGGGAUUUCUUUUUUAUUUUAGUGCGCAUUUUAAAUUAUCAUUU